Molecule: messenger RNA, 1208 nt
Organism: Mycetomoellerius zeteki
Lineage: Eukaryota; Metazoa; Arthropoda; Insecta; Hymenoptera; Formicidae
Gene: mRpL1
Product: mitochondrial ribosomal protein L1
Exons: 8
Coding region: 62-1159 (365 amino acids)
Source: RefSeq, a predicted model, not a curated record
CGAACCGCUAUCUAUGGAGCAAUUAGUUCAUGCUCCGUUUCUUCUAUUUGUUUGAUAAAACAUGGCGGCAGCGGUUAAUGGCUGGUUAUUAAACAAUCUUUCCACGAUGUAUAGACAAGCAUCGUGUCUUAAUUUUUAUCCCUUAAUCAGUUUCCUACAAGCGCGAAAUUAUGCUGCCAGGAAGGGUACGAGAGAAAAAGCAAGGAAGAAAAAAGUCAAAAAGGUCAUUGAAAAAAUAGGCUUUAUUCCGCACGAACAGAGAGUGAAAACUGGAGGUAGAAAAAAGGCACUCGAGUUAAAGGAUAUUUCCCCAGACGAUAGUAAGAAGUUCGAACCAAUAGAUAAUGUAUGGAUUUCAAAAUUUCACAAAUGGAAAAUUUAUUCAUUCGAAGAAGCAGUGCAAAAUCAUCGUGAAACGCAUCAUCCCACUAUAUAUAAUUUGCCAAAUGAACCCAUAAAAGCGUUUCUAGAAUUGGAUAUGCAGCAUGUGAAAAAGACAAAAUUUGUCGACGCUUUUACACGAAUAGUAUGUCUACCACAUGUAUUCGAUCAUGGUCAAACUAGAAAACUACUGGUAUUCUGUAAGAAUCCCGAAAUGGAAGAUAUUGCAAGAGAUGCCGGAGCUGAUUAUGUUGGUGGUAAACAGUUAAUAAAACAGAUUCAGAAUGGACAAUUUUCAAUGAAGGAAUACGAUAUUAUUUUGUCAGAACCAACUAUUUUGCCCGAUUUGCUAUUAAUUAGGGGACUUAUGAGGAAGAAAUUUCCCAACGCUAAAUCAGGUACCUUGGGUACUGAUUUAAAAACGAUGAUAACGAAGUUUCUGACUGGUAUGAGAUAUACGGGAAAGCCACAUGAAACUCUUAAAUCUUUUGGAACUGUCGAUGUUGCAUUUGGAACGCUUGAUAUGGAUACAAAACAGUUGGAGGAGAAUUUUGCUACCGUUAUUAAGGAUGUCAACGAAGCAAAGCCACGUCGACCAGAACCUUUCAUCACAAGAGCUGUAAUUACAUGUUCGCCAUCACCAGAAAGGUUUAAAGUUAACUUUGAACAGUAUCUACUUAAAAAUAAAGCACUCGAAGCAGAAGCAGAAGCAGAAGAAGAAGAAGAAGAAGAAGAAGAAGAAGAAGCAAAGCAAGACGCUGUUAUUGCGUCUCAUUAAAUUUGUUCAUAGGACUAUCAAUAAAAUAUUAUAUGUAGUUAUAAAGAUA